AUGGCUCCCACUCCUCCUGCCCCCUUCUCCGAGCCACUCCUCCCUCAGCUCGACCUACCUGAAAACCCGUACUACACCGAGAAACACCACCGUCUCCGUGCUUUUGUCCGCAACUACGUCGACACAGAAAUCGCACCCUAUGCCCAAGAAUGGGAGAUCGCAGGACAGGUGCCUGAGGACGUCCGUCUGCGAUAUUGUCAGCUAGGGUUCUCCAUCGUUCACCCGGUCGUUGAUCCAGCCGACGCCGGUGGUGUCCAGCAGCCUGCCGGAAUUCCUUAUCACGAAUGGGAUACCUGGUGCGGUGUCAUUGUGGGCGAUGAGUUCUCUCGCCUGGGUUGGUGUGGUCCAAUAUGGGGUUUAGGAGGGGGGAAUGGGAUCGGUGCACCGCCGAUCAGCCGCUUUGGAACGAAAGAUCAGAGACAAAGGUGGCUACCAAAGAUUGCCAGAGGGGAGAUCAGGUUCUGUCUAGGUAUUACCGAACCAGAUGGAGGAAGUGAUGUGGCAAACAUAAGGACGACUGCGGAGAGGCGAGGAAACAGUUACAUCGUGAACGGUAGCAAGAAAUGGAUCACCAACGGAAUAUGGUGCGACUAUGUGACAGCGGCCGUGAGAACGGGCGGACCUGGCCAUGGGGGUAUCAGCCUUUUGGUUGUGCCGCUGAAAUCGAAGGGUGUUACCACAAGAAGGAUGGAGAACCAAGGAGUCAACGCUAGCGGCUCGACCUUUAUCACCUUCGAGGACGUCGAAGUGCCGGCGGAUAAUCUCAUUGGGCAAGAAAAUCACGGGUUCCAGCUGAUCAUGUCCAACUUCAACCCAGAGCGCUUGUCGCUGGCCACGGCGGCACUCCGUCUUGCCCGAGUCUGCGCCCAAGAUGCAUACACCUAUGCUUGCGAACGGGAAACGUUUGGCAAGAAACUGAUCGAACAUGCUCCCAUCAAAUCAAAGAUCGCCUCGUUCGGACUCUUAAUCGAACCCGCCCAUGCGUUCCUAGAACAGCUGUGCUACAUCAUCGAGACUUCACGCGUUACAGGAAAGGAGGUCAAUGUUGGCGGCAUGACGGCCUUGUUGAAGGUGAUGAGCACAAGAUGCUUAGAGAAAGUCUGCCGAGAGGCUCAACAGAUCAUGGGUGGAGCGGGUUAUUCCAAGACUGGACGGGGCGCUCGCAUCGAGCAGAUCAGUCGGGACGUGCGUGUCCAUGUCGUCGGGGGUGGUAGUGAAGAGAUCAUGCUUGAUUUGGCUGUCCGUCAAGAGGUGAGGGAUGUCAAGGUGAGAGCCGCCAGGCUUGCAGCGAGCUCCAAGCUGUAA
Molecule: messenger RNA, 1305 nt
Organism: Fonsecaea erecta
Lineage: Eukaryota; Fungi; Ascomycota; Eurotiomycetes; Chaetothyriales; Herpotrichiellaceae
Exons: 2
Coding region: 1-1305 (434 amino acids)
Molecular function (GO): flavin adenine dinucleotide binding; oxidoreductase activity, acting on the CH-CH group of donors
Source: RefSeq, a predicted model, not a curated record